This is a messenger RNA of Salvia miltiorrhiza (redroot sage), 2020 nucleotides long. RefSeq lists its product as uncharacterized. The transcript is spliced from 7 exons. The record is from RefSeq and is a predicted model, not a curated record. NCBI's taxonomy places the organism in Eukaryota, Viridiplantae, Streptophyta, Magnoliopsida, Lamiales, Lamiaceae. Bases 861 to 2015 code for a protein of 384 amino acids.
AAGAAACAGCGACUCCAACGACCGAAAUUAACGACCGAAAAUUUCGGUCGUUAAAAAGGCGGCCGUAACGACCGAAAUUUUAAUAUUAACGACCGUUUUGUUUAAUAUUUUAAAUCUUAUUUUUUUUUUAUUUCCUACGACCGAACGAAACGGUCGUUAACUUAUAACGACCGUAACUACGACCGUUUUUACGGUCGUUGGUUUUUUUUUUGAAUUUUGAUAUAUUUUUAAUGUAACGACCGUUUCUAACGGUCGUUGUAUUUUAAUUUAUUUAAAUUUGAGUUCUGAUAUUUUUAAGUUUUCGGAAAUAUUUAACGACCGUUUUUUAACGGUCGUUGUAUUUUAAUUUAUUUAAAUAUAUUUAAUAUUAACGACCGAAAUAAUUAUUUAUAACGACCGUGUUUCGGUCGUUGUAUACCGAAAAUUAUUAAUAUUUUAAUUAAAAUUAGCAACGACCGAAAAACGGUCGUUAAAUUGAAAUUCGGUCGUUGAAUUCGCGGACUUAACUUAGGUUUUCUAAUUUUUCCCCCAUUUUCUUCUCCACCCUUUCCUCCUCCGAUUCUCCACCUCCUUCCGCCGAUUUCGCCGUUCCCGACACCGCCGCCUCCGUCCAUCGAACGGCCACCUCCACCGGACGCCGCCGCUGCUGCUCCUCUCCGUCCGACGCGACCGCUGCUGCUUCUCUCCGUCCGACGCGACGCGACCGCUGCUGCUCCUCUCCGUCCGACGCGCCGCCGCCGCCGCUCUCCGUCCGACGCCGCUGCUCUCCGUCGACGUGAUACUCUACGCCCCCUGCCCUCGCCGGACCGCCCCUGCCCUCGCCGGAAAGCUCCUGCCGUUGCCGGAAUAAGAGAUUGUAGAUGGAUGCUUCUACUCAAUCCGGGUCUAAUCCAUCCGGUUCUACUCCAUCUGGUUCGGGUCCAUCCGGUUCUACUCCAUCUGGUUCGGGUCCAUCCGGUUCUGGUCCUAUUUUCGAUAAUAGGCCGCCAGUGGAUGAAAACCCUAAUGUGGAGGAGGAACGUGUUGCUAGUGAUGGGCGGACAUGGGUUUAUUUCACUCGUAGUAUUCUGAGGCCGACUGGAGCUAUUCGGGCUAGGGCGACUGAUAGCUUUCAAGGUAUGCCACAUGAAAGUGGCACCAAUUGGAAGAAUUUGACUGAGGGGAUGAGGGAUUUUUAUUUUGAUGAGUUUGAGAAAGCAUUUUGUUGGGAUAAAACGCAACAUACCAGGCAUGUUAUUAAGAAAGCGUGGGUUAAGUCAGCUCGAGUGGCGUACAAGGAUUACAUCAGCAAUUGCAAGAAGGUCCUGUUGAUACAUAAGAAGAAGAUUGAAUAUCUUCAGCCUAACAUUGAGGCAGCUUGGAGGGCUUAUUGGGCUUUGCCUGCUACUCAGGCAAGGUCUGCUCAGGCGUCCAGGAAUCGCCGCUCAGAGCCAGGCGGUCCGGGUACAGGGAUGGCUAUCCAUCAUGGAGGGUCGCGCAGUGCUUUAGAUCAUGCUGAGCAUCUGGCUCGGGAGAGCAAUAUUUCUUUUGACGAGGCUACUUGGGCGACUUUUCGACGGAUGCAUUAUAAGAAUGGACAGUAUACCGCUGGACGACCUGCGCAGCACGGGUUGGAGGUCGAGAGGCGAUUGGCAGAGCUUCGCCAAACACAGGAAGACGUCACGCCCGUAGAUGUAGAGCGCAUCUUCCGAGAGGUCGUCGCUCCUGAUUCGAGGGGGCGCAUCAUGGGAUUAGGCAUGAUGAUGUCUAGGGCGAUUACUGAGAGCGGCGAUUCGUCGAGCACGCACUCCACUAGCACCUCCCAGUUUCCUUUCCCUGUUGCCUCGAGAGAUGAGCUCAUUACAUUGAGGGAGGAGCUGAGCUCCACACAGAGGGAGCUAGAGGUCAGGAGAGCGAGCGAGGAGGCUCAGAGCAAGGCUAUACAGGAGAUGCAAGCCCAGAUCGCCCUCCUCAUGCGAGGAUAUCAUGCACAGUCCCCCUCCGACGCCUCUGAUGGGACCCACCCGGACCUCUGAUUAUA